AUGCCUGCUGCCACGCAGCACCACCCCCACUCGCCGCGCGUGCGCAACGGCGAGCCCCAGCCCGCUCCACUCGCAGCCCACGAGCCCGCGUCCGCGAGGCGUGACUUGACCUCGUGGUGGAGGACCUUUAGCAAACGUGCAGUCAAGAAGGAGGAAGAACAGAAAGCAGAAGCUGCCGCUGCACAACAGGGCAUAUUUGGUGUUCCCCUAAUCCAAAGUAUACCCUACGCAAACGUUGCCAUAUCACUGUUCAACGAACACGGCGAAAGCUAUAUAUACGGCUAUGUACCGAUCGUGGUCGCCAAGUGCGGCGUCUUCCUGAAAGAAAAAGCAACGGACGUCGAGGGCAUCUUCCGCUUAGCCGGUUCAGAAAAGAGAAUCAAGGAACUAAAGACCGCGUUCGACACUCCACCACGGUAUGGCAAGGGCCUGGACUGGACAGGCUACACAGUACACGACGCCGCCAACAUCCUGCGUCGCUACUUUAACAAUCUACCAGAGCCUAUCAUUCCUCUGGGCAACUACGACAGCUUUCGACAACCUCUACGAAACCACCAAGCAGAAGCCGUGGGGCCCAUUGAGGGCCAGGCACCUUCCAUUGGAGGCUUCGAUCCUGACGCUGCGGUGCGCAACUACCAACAUGUCAUCAAGAGUCUGCCGUCCCUGAACCGCCAGCUGCUGUUGUAUAUCCUGGAUUUGCUCGCAGUCUUCGCUGCAAAGGCCGAUGUGAAUAAGAUGACAACGUCCAACCUGGCAGCCAUUUUCCAGCCUGGUAUACUAUCCCACCCACAGCACGACAUGUCCCCACAAGACUACAGGUUGAACCAGGAUGUACUCAUAUUCCUCAUUGAUAACCAAGACCAUUUCUUGAUUGGCAUGGAAGGCACAGCUGUCGAUGAAGGUACCGUCAAGCAAAUCGAGAGUGGACCCAACACACCACAAGCACGGACACCUACGACGCCUGGGCGAAACAAUCCGGGCCUGGACCGUUCAGCUUCCACGUCAUCGAGUGCCGGCGCAGAUAGCCUGCGCAAGUAUGGUGGUCUUCGUCGCAAUGUUUCCACCUCGUCCAAGCGUUCGCGCCAUUCUGGAGCUAUCCCAAGCCCCAUCACUCCAGGUUUCGUUACACCGCCCACGUCUGGUGUGCAUCGAAGCAACACUCUUCCGUCAAAACGUUCGCCAGCGCUUAACAGCCCUCGCUUCGCGAACAGGCCUUCUGGACCAUCAACACCAACAGCAGAGGAGGACAGGGCACCGCUCUCGCCUAAUACGAUCGAGUCUGCGGCGGCGAACAUCCCUCAGCUAGAAAAGUUUGUCAACGAGCCAGAAAGUGCGAAGGCGCCACGGCCCGUAUCGAGCCAGGUAGUGCCCGUCCAUGUGACAGCGGAGCCUCUUCAACCAGCGCCGGUGCCCGAGGAAGCUAUUCCAAAACGUGCAAUGACACUGCCUCCGGGCAAGAUCGAACUACCCAAGCCUGCUUUUGCGCAGUAUUCAGAACAGCCUAGGCCCAUGGCGGAUACGCCUGCACUCGAGUCGAUCCCUGGAGCGUUCCCUCCGUCAACGCCAGGCGUCGUCCCAGCAAGUGAGGCUAGCACACCGAUUGCCUCAGUUCCUGCCUCGAUUCCUGCCUCUGUACAGGCAGCGCACGUAUUGCACCCUCCACCUGUACCAGGCUCAGGCCGGCGCAGCCCUCGGAUGACCCCUACUCGUGAACACUCCGAGUUCCUCGAAGCACCGGUCGACUCGGGUUCAUCAUUUGAGCCAACCCCAGCUGUUCGCACAUUUACCCAGAUUCUCGCAAAGGUGUCUCCAUCUCCCUCUGACGUAAAGGAUGGCAAGGAUAAGGACGGUCGCAAGCCAAACAAGCUACAGAAGAAGCGGGGGCCUUCGGGCAAUAUCCCCAGUGCUCACAGUUCUACAACGUCGUUGACGGGUCAACUUGCAAGCCUGGAUGCGAUCAGUGUUGCUCCGGCGCCCGCAUCACCCUUGUUUCCGCCACAAGCUCCGUUCGCUCAGUCGCAGGCCAGCGGCUCCAAAGAGGCUCUUCAGUCCUCCAGUAUAGACACGUUCUCUUCACGCAACUCUGGAACCACGUUGAAGCCCAGCAUGUCUCCGUCAGCUUCUUUCAGAUCACACUCAACGGCGACCGAGUACUCGGAAGCCGAGCUGAACGACGAGUCUCCCGUUGUGAAAGAAGAGAGGGAGAAACGAAGCUUUUGGAAGGGUCAUAAGCGUGGCGAAAGUAGGGCAACGCCUACCGCCAGUCAGACCGAUCUGCAUGGCUCCGUGCCCGGUGGCGACAAGAGCAUGAGUUCCUUUGGUAGCAGCUCGGGCUGGGCAACAGGCGGACGCCGGAGUGGUCAGUUUGACUCACAGCAGACUUCUGAUACUUCGAUGGUGUUUGGCAGCCCGCCAGAUGGCGAUCGAUCUUCGGACAAGAAGGGUACAUUCGACUGGUUCCAUAAGAUGAGGCACGAUCACCGAGAGCGAUCUGACAAGAGGGAGAGGGCAAAGAGCCCCCCUGGCAGUAUGAGCAACAUGCCCCUGCCGCAGAACUUGAUGAAGCCUCGCGAGGGCCUUCCCAUGAGAGAUCGAUCUACAGAUGCACCAAGAUCCACGGGCGAAGCAUCCAACGACUUGACGCCUACAGGAACCAGUCCUGUUGUGCCCACUACCUCAUCCGCAUCCGAGAGAGGGCAGCAAACAUCACCGGUGGCACUCAAUACGCAGCCACAGCAGUCUGUGGGGGCGACGAUUGGACCUCCUCCUACCACUGCGAGUCCUGUUCCAGUAGCCAUACCUGAAGAGUCGGCUGCGCAAUCUGCGCCUGUGGCUCUGCCUCUGAAGCAUGAAGACUCGGCGGCCACGAUACAACCGGUCACUCAGCCUAACACGGAACCUUCAUCACCCAUAAUAGCGCAGCCUGUACCCUUUGCUCCCAUCAGUCAGGUACUGCGAUCGUCUCCCGAGGAACCCAAGACGCCCACGAGCACGACCACGGCACAUCCUGUACUUCACGCGCCAUCGCCAGCCAUCGCCGAGAUCCUGGCUGCGCCAGCGAGAAGCUUCAACAGGUCGCCAGAGCGGGCGACUCCUUCACCCUCGCGGGUGCCUCAUUCUCAUUCGACCCAUUGA
Molecule: messenger RNA, 3135 nt
Organism: Ascochyta rabiei
Lineage: Eukaryota; Fungi; Ascomycota; Dothideomycetes; Pleosporales; Didymellaceae
Product: GTPase activating protein (GAP) for Rho1p
Exons: 3
Coding region: 1-3135 (1044 amino acids)
Biological process (GO): signal transduction; regulation of fungal-type cell wall organization; activation of GTPase activity
Cellular component (GO): cell cortex
Molecular function (GO): GTPase activator activity
Source: RefSeq, a predicted model, not a curated record